AUGUGCCUCGCAGCACCCACCAAUUUCGCCGGCUUCGCAGCAAUUCGAUUUCUACUCGGAUUCGCUGAAGGAGCAGUCUCGCCUUCCUUUAUUACAAUUACUAGCGUGUGGUAUCGGAAGAGCGAACACGCGACUCGGACGGCCCUCUGGAUAACAAUGAACGGCCUCGCCCAAAUCGCCGGCUGUCUCCUAAUGUACGGCAUCGGAAAACCCACCAGCACCACUUCCCACUCCCUAUCCCCCUGGCGUAUCCUCUUCCUCGUCUGCGGCGCCCUAACCAUCGCGGCCGGAAUUCCUUUUUACAUCUUCAUGCCCAACGGACCCCGAGACGCCUGGUUCCUCACCGAUCGGCAAAAACACAUUUUAUCCCUCCGCAUGCUCGAGGAUCGCGAAGGGGGUGAUAGGAAGGAUUUCUCUCUGCCGCAGUUGAAAGAGGCGUUGAGGGAUUUUAAGGCGUGGUUUGUUUUUGCGUUUGGGGUGUUGGUUACUAUGCAGUCGCCUGUUCUUACGGUAAGAGAAAUUUUGACAUCUUACCUUCCCGUAUGCCGCAAUUUUAUAGAAUUGCUGACUGACUGGGAAAAAAAUCCAUCACGAAAAGUUCGCCUCCCUAGUCAUCCAAUACUCAGGCUACACACCCCUCCAAACAAUCCUCUACACCGCCCCAUCCGGCGCAAUACAAAUCGCCAUGCUCUGGAUCGGCGUCUUAGGCUGCAUUCUCCUCCCCAAAAAUCGCACUCUCGUAACUCUAGCAAUCAUCCUGCCGCCUUUAAUCGGCAACAUCUUCCUCCUAAAACUCCACCCCCAACCCGGGAAUUAUUGGGGAAUCAUAGUCGCGGCGUGGAUUUCCUCCUGCAUUACAGCUCCCUGGUCGAUCUUAUUGAGUCUGACGGCUUCGAAUACUAA
Molecule: messenger RNA, 903 nt
Organism: Ramularia collo-cygni
Lineage: Eukaryota; Fungi; Ascomycota; Dothideomycetes; Mycosphaerellales; Mycosphaerellaceae
Exons: 2
Coding region: 1-903 (300 amino acids)
Biological process (GO): allantoate transport; tripeptide transport; transmembrane transport
Cellular component (GO): plasma membrane
Molecular function (GO): allantoate transmembrane transporter activity; dipeptide transmembrane transporter activity
Source: RefSeq, a predicted model, not a curated record